Molecule: messenger RNA, 1481 nt
Organism: Syzygium oleosum
Lineage: Eukaryota; Viridiplantae; Streptophyta; Magnoliopsida; Myrtales; Myrtaceae
Product: thymidylate kinase
Exons: 7
Coding region: 381-1169 (262 amino acids)
Biological process (GO): dUDP biosynthetic process; dTDP biosynthetic process; dTTP biosynthetic process
Cellular component (GO): cytosol; mitochondrion; nucleus
Molecular function (GO): dTMP kinase activity; ATP binding
Source: RefSeq, a predicted model, not a curated record
AGGAGACUGAAUAGAAGAAAUUAGAGCGCGACCUUAAAAGCUUUUGCUCUCUCUAUCGCAUCAUCACUUCGGAGAACCUCCCCCGUCGCGCUCUUCCGGUGCCGUCAAUCAUCUCCGCCGCCGCCGCCGCCGCCGCCGUUUCUCGCCGUCUCCGAGCCGCACCUCCCCUCUCCCGUUCAUCUCCAUUGCCGGUCGGGGAGACUCGAGGCGGACCAGUCCCGCCGGAAGCUCCGUCGCCGGCGCUCGUCUUCUUCAUCGGAGACGCCGUCCAGAACCUCCUCGUGCAGGUUCGACCGGUGAUCGCGGUCGAGAUUUCUCCUCGGCAAGGCAAGGUUCGAAGUCUUCUGUCUCGCUGGAGCUUCUGUGGGGGUCUGGAGGGUAUGAACCGUGCUUGCCAUUUCAUAGCUACUAAGUCCAUAAUCUUUGGUGCUGUAGCUGCCAAGAAGUCAUUCAAUUUUUCUCCUAAGUUUUCUCGGCAGUCUUGGAUCCGGGAGAUCAGAAUGGAGAAGGGUCAGAAUAACUGCCUAAACGGUGGCAGCAGAGAGUCAAGAGGUGCUCUUAUUGUUCUAGAAGGAUUGGAUCGUAGUGGUAAGAGUACGCAGUCGAUGAGGCUGGUUUCUUUCUUGGAGGGACUGGGGCAUUCGACUGAACUAUGGCGAUUUCCAGACAGAACCACAAGCAUUGGUCAGAUGAUAUCGUCCUACCUCUCUAAUGAAUCGCAGUUAGAUGACUACACGACACAUCUACUAUUCAGUGCUAACAGAUGGGAGAAGAGAUCUUUGAUGGAAAAAAAGCUGAAAUCGGGGACCACCCUCAUUGUUGACCGAUAUUCAUACUCUGGCAUUGCUUUUUCAUCUGCCAAAGGACUUGAUUUUGAAUGGUGCAAGGCACCAGAGAUUGGUUUGUUGGCCCCAGAUGUUGUCUUCUAUUUGGACAUACCACCUGAGAAAGCUGCGGAGAGAGGAGGAUAUGGAGAUGAGAGGUAUGAGAAACUUGAGUUUCAAAGGAAGGUUGGUAAAAGCUACCAGGCUCUGUGUGAUGCCUCCUGGAAGAUUGUAGAUGCUCUGUUACCAAUGGAAGAUAUAUCAAAACAGAUGCAGGAGAUCGCGAUCAAUUGUGUCUUGGAAUGUCAAAAAGGCAAGUGCCUUUCACAUCUAUGGUCAUGUUGAUUCUGUCUAGCAACAUUGAAGACCUCACACUACCGGCUGGUUGUUUUACUCGAGAACGCGAUCUACAGCUAUUUAUAUCUCAUUGUAAGAGGAAAAUUGCAUGCGGCGUUAGCUAUGAGACUUUUUACCGUUUCAGGACCAUUUUGAAGUAUGAUAUUACUUUGUGAGUCAACAGUAUUACAAUGAGCUUAGUGUGUUGAGUUGCGUUUUUAUUCGAAUUUACUCUGUACUUCGUGUUAAUAUUGCCCUAAGAUGGAUUGUCAAACAAAUUCUCUCUUCUUAACAAUUAUGAAGUGAUUAUAUUGGAUUCUA